Molecule: messenger RNA, 3011 nt
Organism: Ruditapes philippinarum (Manila clam)
Lineage: Eukaryota; Metazoa; Mollusca; Bivalvia; Venerida; Veneridae
Product: protein toll-like
Exons: 1
Coding region: 68-1441 (457 amino acids)
Biological process (GO): immune response; toll-like receptor signaling pathway
Cellular component (GO): membrane
Molecular function (GO): transmembrane signaling receptor activity
Source: RefSeq, a predicted model, not a curated record
AACCACUGUGGGAAUUAUAGCAACUCACAAUAAUAUUACAACUGCUAACAUACACUAUUACUUCGAAAUGUUAAAUAUAACAAAUCCUUUGCAAUUAUAUCGAAUGGGGAGCUCCGGGUUCGACGUGCGUUUUAACCCUUUUAUUUGUGAUUGUGCAAUGUUCCCUAUAGCAGACGCUCUUAGAAGGUUCAGGCACAUGGAUCCAGACAACCCUUUAUUUUCAGUGACAUGUGGUUCUCCUUCAAGUCUUGAAGGAAUGAUGCUACGCCAAGUUCCAAAAAAUCAGUUUAAUUGCUCUGUUGAUGUGAAUUGCCCAAAAAAGUGUAUAUGUAACAAGACUGCAGCGCUUGACCUCGUGACCAUUCACUGUGAUGGAAAUUAUUUUGAAAAUGACAUUCCAAUGACAUGUCCAGAUGCUGAAAAGAUUAACAUCAAUAUUAAAUCUAACAAAUUGACAAAAGUCUCUUCCAGAGCAUAUCUUGGUAAUGUAUCACAAUUUGAUGUAUCUCAGUGUGCAAUUACAACCAUUGAAACAUCGUUUGUUGACAUGAUACAAAAUACCUCUUUCGAUGCUUUAUUAUUCAAUGACAAUGGACUUGAAACGAUACCAAAAUCGUUUAAAAACUUUAAUUUCAGCAAUGGUCAGGUCUUAGCUUUGGAUGGCAAUCCAUUUAAUUGUGAUUGUCAUACACGUUGGAUGAAAUCUUGGCUGCAUUCGAACAAAAAGCACAUUUUACGACAGAAUAACAUAAGAUGCGCAACUGGGCCAGGCAAAAACAAGCCAAUAGUUGAAGUACCAGACAAUUUGUUCAUUUGCCAAACUUUAACAGACACCGACGAAUUACUUAUUGUGAUUGGCUCAGUAAUAUUUGUCGCUCUUGUAUUUAUAAUAUUGUCUUAUAAAUCUAAAUAUAUACAAGUUUUCAUGAUAUCCCAUUUUGAUAUAUGCAAGUAUUGCUGCCGGAGGAGAAAACUACGCAAGUUGUUAUUCGAUAUCUUCAUUCCUCAUUCAUGUGAGGACGAUGAUGUCAUUAAAAAGAUUGUUGACUAUCUUGAGAACCACGAUCCACCAUAUAGUGUAUGUAUUGGUGAGAAAAACUUUAAACCAGGUCUAACAAUAUCUGAAAAUAUACUGGAUGCCAUUGAAUCCAGUCAAACAACUUUGCUUGUCAUUUCUAAUAAUUUCCUGAGAAGCACGUGGUGUAACAUGGAGUUUCGUGAAGCUCAUAUGAGGUUUCUGAGAGACAGAAAUAUUAAUAUGGUGUUAAUUGUGUUAGAGGAAUUAGACACCAAACUUAUUUGCAAGGAGUUAAAAAUUUACAUGGAUACGCAUGUUUACAUCCAGUACACAGACAACCAGUUUUGGGCUAAACUUCUGCAAAGCCUUCCCAUUAUAAUUGAUCCGUCUUUCACUGACGAAUCGCCGCUUUUUUCAAAUUAGAUCAGACACUUGACACCAAAAUAAACGCACAAGGAAGUUAUUUUAAGUACAGGGCAAAUUUAAUGAAUGCAUGCAGGAAAAUUGUAGCUUGAUGAAUAUUCUAGAUUAGAAUAUUAUUGUUUACUUACCAAUAAAUCAUUAAGGGUUUCUGAACAUGUAAGCAAACAUUUUAAUCAGACUGAAUAAGUGCCGUACUAUUUAAGACUACUAUGUGAAUAUAAACAGCUGUCUAUAUAAUUAUUAGAGUCUUGUAAGACAUAAAAAGUUUAAAGAACUUGGACAGGAGCGACUAUAUGUAGCGAUGUACAAUGUUUAUGUUUAUUGUUAUGUUGUGUUUUUGUUUUUUGUUUUUUUGUUUUUGUUUUGUUUUUUUUACGGCGCACCAACAUAAUUUACGUCAUAUGGCGCCGAAACAAGGAAGAUUAUUUUGGCUAACCUCGGUUGUUUUAAACUUAAAGCAACAUCAGAGAUUAAAACCGUCCCACCUCCUAGAGCUUAGAGAUGCCUUAACUGUUAAAGGCAACCUUUUAGCAACAUGAGGGAAAUAAGUUUCUAUAUAUUGUCUACCUUUUGAUCUCGUUGAUCUAAUAUUCAUGUUCUUCCUUAUGUCUUAAGAAUGAUUAUAAUAUUAAAAAAUUUGGUACAAACUAACCAGUCAUGCGCUUAACUAAUUGCUUAAGAACAUUUUAUAUAUACUAGUUUAUUAUACGUUGACAUAGGGUUUGACAUUAACGGAGAGGUUGUUUUGUCGUAUUCUUGUCAUCAUCAUGAUUUUGUUUGUUUAUGUGUAAAAGACAUGUUUAGCCAUUUGUUUGUGCGUUGUUUAUCCCUUUUCCUAUAUAGUCAGAAUCAUGUGACAAAUUAAUAAGCAACAUGACCUAUUUCAGUAAAAAACAGUUUUUUUUUUAUAUAUACAUAUACAUUUAUAUCAAAGACAUAUUGUUUAUAUUUGUUAUUGUUAUACAUGAUUAUGACAUAAGUCGCGCUAAACUUAAGCAAUAUCUGAAUUAUCAUUGUAGUUUCAAGGUCAUAUGACGACAUUCUAGGUAAACUAGUGGAGUAAGAAGUCAUGUACUCUUACAUGCAUUAUAACAUGAUAUUAGGCAAUGAGUUAAAAAAAUGCUUAUUACAUUGACAAUGGACAUACAUUGUUAAUACUGAUAUACUUGUUUAUUGUAUGCUUAAUAUGACUUGCUUAAACCUUUAAGAUUGCUCGGGUUGCUUUCUAUGAUCCUUUCAUAUGCAUGUAUAUUCAAUUAAGAUAUUUAAUUUGAUCAAUUUGAUUAAAAUUUUUACUCUUACUUUAAAACUUAUUGUUCUUAGUGUUCAAUAUAUUAAAGGAAUUAAGUAACACCAUGAGGCGACUGCUGCCGCGCUGUUUAAGCCGUUGAAUUUCAACAACUUGCCUCUAACCGCCAUGGAAUUGAGUCCUGCCAGAGACUUAACAAAGUUUUUUCGGGGUUUGACAUAUAUGUACUUUAGACUUUUCUCUAUAGUACAUUUUGCGUCCGAAAUAUAUCACGUUCCUUUGAACAUUUGUAAUUAGCUCAUCCAAAGUAAUAAAAAGUCU